CAGAUCAAUGAACUGAGUGAAACAGACGGGCUGGGCAAGCCGACUACAGCGAGCGACCGUGGGAUAUACGCCGCUCACCGUUCCUCAACACCUAAUAUUUCUCCCUCGUCGUCAAAGUGAGACUCUAUGACAUCGCUGCUCACUCUCUAUGCUUUAUAGAGCCACUGAUACAACUUUACCCUCCUGGAUACACCAGAGCGAACGAGAUAGAAACAUUUGGUAGAAAUUUAUUCAUCCGUCGGUGGAUAUUCGGUUGUUGAGGAUGAUUUUUGCUAAUUCUGGCAACACAGUGAGGACGUCGCAUAAUCGUAAACAGCCUCCUGUUGGCCCCGCCUCCCACCCGAUGGCUCCGCCCAGUCCUGGAACCAACAGCAGCACCAAUCACAGCAGCAGCAGCAGCACAGCCGGCUGGGAGCAUCUCAGUAAAACGAACCUCUACAUUCGUGGUUUACCACCAACCACCACCGACCAUGACCUGGUUAAGCUCUGCCAGCCAUAUGGAAAAAUCGUAUCAACCAAGGCCAUCUUAGACAAAACCACAAACAAGUGCAAAGGCUAUGGCUUCGUGGACUUUGACAGCCCUGCUGCUGCUCAGAAAGCCGUCAGCGCUCUGAAGAGCAGCGGAGUUCAGGCUCAGAUGGCAAAGCAACAGGAGCAGGACCCCACUAACCUGUACAUAUCUAACCUGCCGCUGAACAUGGAUGAACAGGAGCUGGAGGCCAUGCUGAAGCCCUUCGGACAGGUCGUCUCCACUCGUGUCCUGCGGGACACCAACGGAGCCAGCCGAGGGGUCGGAUUUGCGAGGAUGGAGUCGACAGAGAAAUGUGAAGCUGUCAUCUCUCACUUCAACGGGAAAUAUCUGAAAACACCAGCUGGAGUUAUGGCCCCGUCAGAACCCUUGCUGUGCAAGUUUGCGGACGGAGGCCAGAAGAAGCGGCAGAGUCAAAAUAAAUAUGUGCAGAACGGACGAGCCUGGGCCAGAGACGGAGAGACCAGACUUACUGGCAUGACUCUCACGUACGACCCCACCACAGCUGCUAUGCAAAAUGGAUUCUAUCCAGCCGCCUACAGUAUUACAAACAGAAUGAUCACACAGACCCCUCUUUCUCCAUACAUCUCCCCUAUGUCCACAUACCAGGUACAGAAUCCAUCCUGGGUCACCCAUCAGCCCUACAUCUUGCAGCAUCCGGGAGCAGUGAUAUCGCCCUCUAUAGAUCACUCCAUGUCUCUGCAGCCCGCGUCCAUGAUGGGACCUCUUGCUCAGCAGAUGAGUCACCUCUCUAUGGGCAGUGCAGGAACGUUUAUGCCAGCUAGUCCAGCUCUCCAGGGGCCGUAUAUCCCUCCAUACACUCACAUGCAGACCACCGCCGUCUCAGUAGAGGAGAACAGUCCACAACCUCAGGUGGAGUCGUCCAGUGAUCAUUCACCUUAUACCUAUCAGCAGGCCAAGUGAUGAAGAGGGUUGUCGGGGUUCGAGAGAGAAGGAGAAGACUGCUAAUUCAAUAACAGCUUCCUUUGAAGGACCGGCUCUACAGAUGAAUCGACUUUUUGCACAGGUUCUACGAUGAGUUCCUCGGUUUUUAUAAUAAAACUACUUCAACUAUUUUGGUAUAAGUUCCAUUAGGUGCAAAUCAAGGAUUCAUUUCAUCAGAGGAUGCUGACAAAGAAAACACAAAUGAAAUGGGAAGAAAAAGUUUUAUUUUACUAAGGAAACAACGUUUAUUUUUUACCAAGGAUCGUCACAUAGAUGCAGGAACGUCAUCAUGGAGAUUCUUCUUAUUUUUAUGAUUUCGGAUUUGUUUUCUCUCUCUCUCUCUCUCUCUAUUUUCUUUUGUACUGAAACAGACGUUUGUUUUUAGAGAUCUGUCAGCCGGACAUCCUGAGAAAGAUUGCAUUUGUGCUUGCGGUGUGAGUGUCGUUGAUGUGUUUUUUGUCGUGUGCUUCAUCUUUUUCGGUCUGACCGAUCUGUCCGUCUUAUACGAUUUGCCUUAAACUCUUUCCCGUACAGUAGCCGAAGAAAAGACGUCCGGCUGCUGCCUUGUAAAUCAGCUGAAUAGGGCUUUCUUAGCAUCGCGCAGAGGAACAUUUCCGCCACGCUCGGAUUUCGGUGUUUUGCUUUUUCCGAUCUUUUAGAGUACAAACUGUUUUGAGUGAUAACGCUGAUGGAGUUUUAAUAGGAUUUAAUGUUUUUAUAAUCAGAGGCGAUGACGAGUCUUUGGUUGUUUGAAUGUGGUAGAAAUUCUGCUGAACGAUCACAUUUUUGAUAUUUGCCUUUUCGUUUAUAAAUCUCGGUGUUGUAGUUUAGCUUUAGAUGAACUUGUGUGGGAGGGGGAGGAGCUUUGACUCGUAUUCUAAUUAGGGGGCGGGAGGGAGGCGUGGCCUGUCAGUCAGAUCGAAUAUCAUUCAGAGUGCAACCUCCCGUGACAACUUCUUCGGGAGAGGUGAACGUUUAGAUUUUAGUGCUUGUUUUAUUAUACCAGGCAAACAAAUCUCGGCACUUUCAAGUUUACUUCACCAAAGACGGUCGGCGAGCGGAUCACGCAAACGUGACGUUGUUUUCUCUCGAGGUGGGCCACACUGAAACUUUAUGACAGACUGGGUUGUGGUUGUGGAGAAUGUGCCUUCUUUGUACAUAUGCAUUCAUUUGUCUGUAGUUGGCGAGGUGCGGACACCGAUUUGAAGGACGAUUUGGAUCUAGCAAGUGCCACAAACUAAUCAAAGACAUCACUACAGAGCGGAGACAACUGAAACUAAAACACGGAACGAGGACAGGUUGAAACGACGGCUCUGUUCUGAAACCCUAGUGAGCUGCCUACAUAGGCUGCUCCCUUCUAAGGGAGCAUCGUAAUUCAUUAAUGCAUCAUACACUGGCAAGAUUGCAGUAAAAUAACAGUACAAAUAUUAGUUUUUUUAAGUUAAUGGAUGGAUUUUUCACUCAAAAGGCAUUAGGAAUUUGCCUUCUCAGUAAAGGAUACGUGUAAUGCUCCCUUAGAAUUUUGCAAAAGUAGUGCACUUACUUUCUAUGCUCCAUAUUUUGCAUUAUACACAUUAUAUAUAUGUGUGUAUAUGUGUGUAUAUAUGUAAGUUACACAGGGUCGGAAUUGCAUUAAGAGAAAAAAAAAACACACAGAUAAGUCAGUUUUAUAAAAAACUGAUUAUGUUUAUUGCAUUAUAUAUGUAACCCUGGAGUACAAAAUCAAAACGAAGUUGUUGUUUUUUUAGAUUUGUACAUCAUCUGAAAGCAGAAUAAAUAAACUUUCCAUUUCCAUUGAGAUUUGAAGAUCUGAGGUGCAAAAAAAAUUGAUAGAUAUAUAUAUAUUGAGAAAAUCGCCUUUAAAGUUGUCCAAAUGAAGUUCUUAGCAAUGCAUAUUACUUAUCAAAAAUGAAGAUUUUCUUAAGACUGGUUUUGUGCUCCAGGGUCACAUAUAAGUUAUAUAAGUCACAAUGGAUCAAAAUUGCAUUGUUGAGAGAAAAGGGACACAGAGAAGUCACAAUUAUGUUAUUAUUACAUUCAGAAAUAAUGUAAAAUACAGAUAAAAUGAAAUGCUUAUAAACACUAUAAAAAACAUGUAUUUUAGUUCCCCUCACUCCACAACAACUCCUUUAAAUAUAACAGUAUUCAGAUGAGGAAUAAAAAAAUCUGAUGUAUAAAACCAACUGAACUCAUUAUAAACAUCAAAAAUGAAACUCUAACCAACAUGUUUCGCAUGUUUGACAUUCAUUUCAUCUAUAUAUGAUGAAACAUACAUAGAUGACAACAACAUGUUUUAGGUAAUAAGAAAUGUGAUUUUCUGGAAAAUACAGAUGGCAGCUCACUAGGCUUUAGGAAACAGCAUUUGAAACAAUAAUUGCAUCCAUUACAGGAAAAGGUUUUAAUUUUAUUUUAAUCUCACGAUAUAGUUUAUUAAGGCUUUAUUCACUGAUUUGUCUUCCAAAAGACUGUGUUUUUGACCUGGUGGGUCUUGUUGACCAGUUAUCUACCUCAGAGUUUUGUUGUCCUCUGUUUUGAUUGGUCGGGCAGCAGGUUCAGCCCGCCCCUCCAGACCAAACGGCCAGCUCAGGAGCUGCCCACGUACACUUGAUUUCUUUCAGGUUUUUUC
Carassius auratus (goldfish) is the source of this 4100-nucleotide messenger RNA. RefSeq names its product RNA binding motif, single stranded interacting protein 1b (gene rbms1b). Lineage: Eukaryota; Metazoa; Chordata; Actinopteri; Cypriniformes; Cyprinidae. The record is from RefSeq and is a predicted model, not a curated record. Bases 263 to 1453 code for a protein of 396 amino acids. The transcript is spliced from 14 exons. Gene Ontology annotation, molecular function: RNA binding. Gene Ontology annotation, cellular component: ribonucleoprotein complex.